AUGGAGCAGUUAAAAAGUUCUCUUUAUUGAAGAAAAACUAAUAUUUUAUCAGUUGAAAAGUUUAGUCGGAGAAUGAAUAAACAUUUGCAAGUUGUGAAAACGAUCGAUCCAUGCGCCAGACUGCAUCAGCCAACAAGCAAUUUCCUACCAAACAUCCGUUGAAUAAGUCAGAACCACUUUAAUUUACCAGCCACGUUUAAAGACCUUAAUCAAGCUACAUUAAACCUGCUUCCCACUCUUCAUCCUCACCAAGAAAAACAGAGUUGAAAACAACAAAAAAUUAGAAAAAGAAAAAAAUGGGGUGGCAAUGGAAGGAAGAACACCUGGAUCUGAUCCUGGUGCCAUUAGGGUUCUUGAUCAUGUGCAUCUAUCAUCUCUUCCUUCUCUACAGAUACCUCACGUGUCCCCAUCUCACUGCGAUCGGCUAUGAGAAUCAUAACAAGAAGGCCUGGGUCGAAAAAAUGCUUCUGCUUGAUAGCAAAGAUAGAGGAUUUGCUGUAGCUGUUCUCAACGGCCAUUUAUCAGCCUCAACUUCCCUAAGCUCAAUCUCUCUAGUCCUAUGUUCUCUAAUCGGAGCUUUACUCGGAAACUCAUCUAACUUUCUCACAGGCAGCUUCAUCUUAGGGGACUCUAGUCGAUCCACCAGCACCAUCAAGUACAUAGCCAUCUUAUCUUGCUUUUUACUGGCCUUUGCUUGUUUUGUACAAACCACAAGACACUUUGUUCAUGGGUGUUUCCUCAUAAGCAUGCCCACUGGAGAUGUUCCGGUGGAUUGCAUCCAAAAGGCUGUGUUGAGAGGUAGUAACUUCUGGGCUAUCGGAUUGCGAGCACUCUACUUUGCGACCACUUUGCUUCUGUGGAUAUUUGGUCCGAUUCCGAUGUUUGUUGGUUCAGUAGCUACAGUGGUGAUUUUGUAUUUUCUGGAUAUUAAUAAAGCUCCCAUGAUUCAGUAUGGGCAUAGUAAGAAUGGUAUUGGUGGUGGAUUGUUUAAGAAGAUUGAGCAUGAACUGGUUGAAGUUUUUGAACACGAUCGAAGGCAAUAGAGAAAGAUCUUGAUAAGAAAUCUGGUUUUUACUGAGGAUGGUUAAUUUUUGUAGCGUAAGUUAUUGUUUUCGUUCAUAUGGUUUGUCGUAAAUCUCUUUUUCUAAAGAAGUUUGGAAACUGAAACCUAGAAUAAUUUACUUUUCUUUUAUAUGUUUGUAUAUAAAUUUAAUUAUAUUAUAUUCUUAUUUUCUUUUCAAUUA
Molecule: messenger RNA, 1244 nt
Organism: Helianthus annuus (common sunflower)
Lineage: Eukaryota; Viridiplantae; Streptophyta; Magnoliopsida; Asterales; Asteraceae
Exons: 2
Coding region: 297-1043 (248 amino acids)
Source: RefSeq, a predicted model, not a curated record